Messenger RNA from Pectinophora gossypiella (pink bollworm), 3155 nucleotides. RefSeq lists its product as uncharacterized. The annotation marks the transcript as partial. The transcript has a single exon. The record is from RefSeq and is a predicted model, not a curated record. NCBI's taxonomy places the organism in Eukaryota, Metazoa, Arthropoda, Insecta, Lepidoptera, Gelechiidae.
UAUUUACAGGUAACAGAUGCUCAUAUCAUCGAGAAGAAUAUAACUGAAAGUGAAACCCAGAGCAAAAAAUCUACUGAAAAUAACAAUAUUAUUAAUAGUCUUAACAAAACCGAUACUGAACUGAACAAAGAUCAAGAAAAUCCCGAAAACGUACUACUAUUAAAAUGUGAGAAUGAUCAUAACGCUUCCGGAAACUGUACAGAGAAUGCUCCCACGAAAUUGAAGGAGGGACAAGGAAGUGAUACUGUUCUAAAAUAUGUUUAUAAAAAAGAUGAUAAGAUUAAUGUACCCAAAAAGGCUAGUGGUCACCCAGCAAAUAGUUUGAGAAGAAAGAAACGAUCCAUAAACCACACCGACGACGUCAGGUAUGCUGCCACAGCUCCUCUGAUUGUCAAUUACGAAACAUCUCACGGACCCCCUGUCGGAACAUUUGGCAAAAACACCGCUAGUCUCAUUCGUAAUGCAAAUUUAGCAGAUUUUAACAUAAAAACGCUACAUGCCAAUCAACCGGAUAAGAAAAACUUUGAAAUUAGGAAAAAUACUGAAAAAUCCAAUGAAGAUGAUUCGGGAUCGAAAUCGCAAGAAUAUGACUCAAGUAAUGAAAGAGAUGGUAACAGAUACGAUGAAAAAAGAAAUAAACAACAUCAUGACAAUGAAGAUAGUGGAGAAGUGCUUCAAAAUAUAGAAACCAAUGACAACGAUAAUAGAAGUAAAGAAAAAUAUAAAGAUAAUCAUAAUAGUGGAGAACUAAAUGACGAUAUUGACGAUAACUACAAGGAUGAUAGAGAAAAUACUGACCUAUACAACGACAGUGAGGAAAAGACCCACGAAAAAAAAGGUGAUUACAGGAAUGAUGGACAAAGUAGCAAUCGCUACAGAGAUAAUCGUGGUAGUGAAGAACGCGACCACGAAAAAGAUGGUGACUACAGGGAUGAUAGAGGAAGCAGUGAACGCUACAAAGAUAAUCGUGAUAGUGGAGAACGUAGUGAAUAUAGGAAUAAAGAAUCAGAUAGUGAAGAACAGAAUCGUGAAAGAGAUGGAGAAUACAGAAAUGAUAGAGAAAGUAGUGAACGCUACAAGGAUAAUCGUGACAGUGGAGAACAAACUCGCGAAAGAGAUGGUGACUACAGAAAUGAUAGUGAAGAGCGGAAUAACGUAAAAGAUAAUGAAUACAGAAAUGAUAGAGAAAGCAAUGAACAUUACAAAGACAUUCGUGAUAGUGAAGAACGUGGUGAAUAUAGAAACAGAGAACCAACUCCACGUAUUUCUGAAGAAGGUAAUGAAAAUAAUAGAAAAAGCCCUUACAAAGAAAAUAACCACAGAGAUGUAACACAUGAUUUUAAAGAAAAGGACCCACAAGACAGCCGGGAAACAUAUGAAAAUAAUAAAAAAUUCAAAGACCCUUAUCUAGAAAUUAAAGAUAAUGAUGAUUAUAAACUUAAAGAAAAUUACUCUCAUAGCCAAGAGAAAGAUGACAGUCGAGAAAAAAAUUAUCCACAACACGAUAAUGCUCUGUAUCAGCGCACCCAAACAUCCAAAGAUAGUAAUGAAAGUCGUGAACAAAGUGAAGAAUCAAGUUACCCAAAGCAAGAAAGCCGAGAAAAUUAUACUAGCAAAGAUGAUAGCAGCUCACCUUACGUGGAGCCCCGUAAUAACAACUGGGAAAGCAUUAAAAAGGAUGAGUAUCGUAAACGGCAUCAGACAGUGCCUGAAGAAAGUAAUGAAAAUCCAUCGCAUAAAAAUAAUGAUACACCAUAUUUUGAGCCUCCUGAAAAUAUUGAAACUGAACAGGAAGAAGCUAUUAUUGCUAUCAUGAAAAGGAAAAAGCCUCAUAGUAAACCAUUAGAUCAUAAAGAAAAUCUAUUUAAGGAAGAAAUUGAAAAAAUUGUGCCAGUUAAAAUUAAGGAAGUCGAUCUAGCAGAUUUUAGUUAUGAAACCGUUCAUGUGAAUGAUAAAGGAGUUGUAGAGCCAGUAAAAGAUACGCAUGAAGACUAUCAAGCUGCUCCUUCCAUUGCUCCACUUACUACUUUUAAGCCAGCAACUUUAAAAAAGAACAGUGAAGAAUUUUCAAGAACACUAGAUAUUAUACAAAUCCCAUCCAUCCAAAUUGAUGACGUAGAUCUAAGGCCCGUUAUUGAAAUUAACACUGACAAAGAUGACGAUGAAAAUAGUAAAGAAGCUUUGAAAUCAAAUAACGAGGAUACAAGUCUCGAAACCCUUUUAGGAAUAAAUCUUAAUAGCGAUGAAAAGAGUGACAAAAUAGUUGAACAACAAGAUGAUCAAAAAGGUGACGUCAAACAAGAAUUUGAACGAAUCCCUUUGAAUUAUAAUCACGCUAAAAAAGAGGAAGAUCAAAAAGAGAAACCAGUAGACAAUCCUUCGAGCACUACUGCCCCCGCAACAAACGAAGAGACUGAAGACGAUGAGAAUGUCAAUCAAGGAACUGUCGACACAUUAGCACCUAAAGAUACACCCUAUGACGAACACCUAAAUCUCAAAUUCGGUGACGUAACAGUAAAGUUACCUGAAAUUAAACUACCUGAAGAUAUUCUAGCUUACGCCUAUGGGGAUCCACCUUACGAAAAGAAGGAAAAGACUAAAGAUAAAGAACCAAAGAAAGACAAAUUCUUCCGUUAUGACGAACAUGAAUAUAACGAAGAUAAUCCGAGUAGACUUGUGCAUAAAAAUACUCACGACCAUGACGAUCAUGUCCACGACCAUGACGAUAAUAAUGACCACAGUCAUCACCACGACAAUGACGAUGACUAUGGUUAUUACGGAUAUUACGGGAAAGAUAAAAAGAAAGACAAUUACAAGAAGAAAGAAGAAGUAGAAGACGAUAACGAUGAAGAAGAAGAUUUAUAUGAAAAAUUUGUUCGAGAAAGAUUUGGUAAAAGAGGAUCAUUCCACAAAAGAUCUGAAGCACUGACAGAACCGAAACCAGAAAAAGAAAACGAUAGACUUUUCAAAACUUUAGAAAACGUUCUAUUAAAAGCUAAAAACCUUGAAAAAGAAUCUGAAAAGAGUGGAGACCCCAACGCGGGCUAUAUGUGGACCGUGGAGUAUGGACGACCCUUGUAGAGUAAAUUGUUAUUGUAUUAGCCAAAUAUUAAUUUAACGUGUUAUUUAAUUUUUUUAUUGAUUAGAUUAUUCAC